Messenger RNA from Paramacrobiotus metropolitanus, 1666 nucleotides. RefSeq lists its product as uncharacterized. Lineage: Eukaryota; Metazoa; Tardigrada; Eutardigrada; Parachela; Macrobiotidae. The coding region runs from base 48 to 1202 and encodes 384 amino acids. The transcript is spliced from 2 exons. The record is from RefSeq and is a predicted model, not a curated record.
UGUUGCUUGUUUAUCUUCUAUUAGGCAGAAUAAAACUUAGGCUAUAUAUGCAGCGCCAGCUUCCGGUGGAUCUCUCACCACUCUGUUCAUUCUCUGGCAAAACAUUCUGGUAUCGCAUGUCACAACCACAUUUUUACUGCAAACGUUCGUUUUUUUUCACUUUAUUUUGCCUGCAUUCCGAGCUAACAAUGUUCGACUCAAAAGCGCAGUUCACCACUGUCAAUUUCCUGGGAUCGAAGGGCAUGAUGGCCUUGGGGAUCAUAAUUACUGUUGCUGCUUUUAUAAAUUCCGUGACCACCAUUGUCGCCAGCCGAAAUGGCCCGCCUGAAUUAAUCUAUCCCCACACACCUGUCAACCCGUGUCUCCCCUCUUUCCUGUUUGUCCUGACGGCCAGUCUCCACUUUGAACAUUGCGGAUUCUUCGCGCGCCAGUGCACCAAGCACAUGACCUCCAAGCAUAUGUUGAUCAUGCGCGGUAUGUUCGGCUUGCUGGCUACGCUUUCCUUGGUGUUGCUGUUGCGCACGUUCGAUUACGCCCUGAUUAGUCCCCGUGAGCCUAAUUACUUCCAAAAAACACAAGCGCUUAUGGACAAACAACAAGCAGUAAUGGAUAAGGCUGGAGAAUUAAGUACGGACGCAAUCCAACGAAAAGUUUUGGAAAAGAUGCAGCAGUACAUGGGCGCCAUGGGUGUUUCCAAGAACGACACCGCUGUAUUUCUCAAAAGCAAAGAUUACGAGCGGGCGGUGGCGGCAUACCUCAAAAACUGGACACACGAGAUCGACACCAUAAUGACAGACACCAGCGACACCGAUAAAGCACUGACCAGCAACUAUAAUGACACGUUAGCGGACGCGGUGCUGCAGGCCUGCCCAGAGUCCGUGCACAGUCUGGUUCUGGCUUUAUAUGGAUUGACUGCAUCCAUUUUCCUUUUCGAGUCCGUCUUUGCCGGACUGUUCUGGGUGCGUUUGGCCCCGUAUGGUGUGGAGUAUGAAAGCGUCGCAGGCACUCCUAACUGCCACUGUCACGGCAAAAAACGUGGCUUUUUGGAUGAUCUAGAAUUCACCAAAUUGGCUCCAGCGGGUGGAAUAUGCAUUGAUUGCUCCGCGCGGGGUUCGCGUUCAUAUAUUAUUUUCUUGCGCUUACUCAAUGCCGUUAUGGCGGGGGGCGUGAUGCUGGCCAUUUACUCUUUGGUCAUAUUGUAAACAUAUUGUAAACAGCGGUACUCUGGUGUUAUUACAAGGGUUAGUACCUUAUUGUUAGGGAGCUCCAAGUGUGUUUAAAUCUCCGAUGCCUUUGUUGCAGCUUCUCAGUAUGAUUUUUUUGCCUCGCCAAUGAAUAUCAUUAUUUUUGCAAAUUUUGUUGCAACUGCAAUUAUUUAUUUUAAUUCUGUGUACAUAUGCUGUAUCUCUGUACAGAACUUGUGACGUUGUACAGCGUACUAACGAUUAGCGAUAGCUUCCUCUUGCUUAUUAUUUUAAAAAUGGUGGCAGUUUGACACGUAACAGUAAACUAUUGCCCUUUUGAACUUUUGAAUACGCUGAUGCAACUUGAUGUCCUUGCUGCUGCGUCUGUAUAGUCUGUGUCUGUAUAUGCCGGUACAAGCAGCGCUGCGACGCUGCCAAAAAUGCGCGCUAUUUCUCAUUUGGAUUUGCGGACGAUUAAAAUC